This is a messenger RNA of Anarrhichthys ocellatus (wolf-eel), 6449 nucleotides long. It is a transcript of the gene col14a1a, whose product is annotated as collagen, type XIV, alpha 1a. NCBI's taxonomy places the organism in Eukaryota, Metazoa, Chordata, Actinopteri, Perciformes, Anarhichadidae. Gene Ontology annotation, cellular component: interstitial matrix. Gene Ontology annotation, molecular function: protein binding. The record is from RefSeq and is a predicted model, not a curated record. The transcript has 44 exons. Bases 1507 to 6435 code for a protein of 1642 amino acids.
ACGGAGAAGACAAGACUAAGCCCGAGAGGCUGACCGAGUCAGUUGUACCUCCUGAGGAUGCCAACGAGAUCUCUGGAGUCUGUAGCAGAUGGAUGGUUCAAACAGUCGGACAGACACACAGCAGACAGAAGGCUCUGUCUGGAAAAUCACUUCUUGAGACAAAUUCCUGCGUGGUUUAUCGUUACACAAUGUGUCUUUUAUGAAUUUCACUCUUGAAAUAGUGUUGGCCUGACAUUAUUGCACAAGUGGUACAGUAAAUAUUGCAUAUACUUAAAAAAGGAAAAGAUUGCUUGCCAACAUACACAAAGCCUGAGCUCUUUUCAUGUUCCAUUUAAUGUGUUGCUGUUCACUUCAGUCUUUCAUGCUAGUGUGGAUUGCUGACAAAUACCCAUUAGACUGGGGAGGAAAUUCUUCUUUAUGCCACUGAAAAGCUAUUUCACUUGUCUUAUUUUUGAUUAUUUUACAGUUGGUAGUUGACUGUGUACACAGAGGGGAACACAAGGGAAAGGUCUUGGGACUCACCCAGGGCAUUGCAAUUACUCAGUAUGCACCUGAGCCACACAACUUACAUCUGUUAUCGGAGCAGAGUGAGAAAUUGAACCUUUCACUCUGCGUUAGAUUAUUUUUUUAUGUUGUGUUCAGUUUGUAUUGAUUUUAGUGAAUAUUAACCAGCAGCAAUUGAAUCCUCUACAUUUAUCCAUGUGGUAUCCCUGUAGUCUUAAUAUUUUAAAUGUACAUUUGUGAACAAAAAUGCAAAGUAAUAAUUCUCAUUUCCUAGAGUCGGCACUCUCUUUUGCACCUUUCUUCAUUUAGACACAAAAUUCCAACCUGAUCAGCAUGUUCUGGAGUAUUCACUAUUGCUUUUGUAAGCAGAUACUGUAAGGGAUUUAUGUAGUAACUUGAAGUGGGUGUAUAUUCAUUUUUAUGAUAUCACACAGGGCAGGAUGACAAGAUAAGCAGUUAUGGAAUUAUGAUAAAUGAACGUGUGUGUGCGUGUGUGUGUGCGCCUGCCUCCACAACAUCCUCACUAUUACUUUCAGGUGGAAGGUUUCACGUGUAGAUCUCCCGUUAAAACUGUCUUUCAAAUGAAAAAUGACUUAAUAUUCAACAAUGCGUUUGGAGAUUAAUUCCAAGAAGAGGAGGUUAGAGGAGAUUAGUGGGGGAAAAAACCCCAAAGAGUUCAAAGGAGGCUCUCAAGAUGGCGGUUGGCGUUUGUAUAUGUGUCUGUAUGCAAGGAAAUGGUUUGUCAAUAUUUUACAUGGUUUUUGAUUUUCUGAGUUUUGUUUCUGGCAAUUUAGUUUACAGUUUGUGUUUUUAUCAAUAAAGACAACCAAAAACCUGCAGACUUGAUGUGUGCAUUUAUUGUGUUUUCUGAGUUUUGUCUGAGAAAUCUGCACAACUAAAGUAAAAACUUUGUUUUCACUAAAUUUAUCUUUUCAAUUACCCAAGAAUUAGGCCUUUAUUCUGUUUGUUUGUCCCUAGCUGUGCGUGGUCACUUUAAAAUGAAUGUCUUGUCUCCUUCUUGUAGUUGAUCAGUUUGUUUGCCACACUGAGGCCAUUGCAGACAUCGUGAUCCUCGUGGACGGCUCCUGGAGUAUUGGUCGGCUCAACUUCCGGCUGGUCCGCACGUUCUUGGAAAAUCUGGUCGAUGCCUUUGAUGUUGGCAUCGAUAAGACAAGGAUAGGUCUGGCUCAGUACAGUGGUGAUCCCAGGAUAGAGUGGCAUCUAAAUGCUUUCUCCACAAAAGAUGCCGUCAUCGACGCUGUUAAGAACCUGCCAUACAAAGGAGGAAAUACUCUCACAGGCCUUGCAUUGACCUAUAUCAUGGAGAACUGCUUCAAGCCGGAAUCUGGCUCACGGGUGGGUAUACCUAAGAUCGGGAUCCUCAUCACAGACGGGAAGUCCCAAGACGAUGUCAUACCUCCUGCAGAGAGUCUGCGAAAUGCUGGGGUUGAGCUGUUUGCUAUUGGUGUUAAGAAUGCUGAUGAGAAUGAGCUGCUAUCCAUUGCGUCAGAGCCGGACAACACACACGUCUACAACGUGGCCGACUUCAACAUCAUGAGUUCCAUUAUAGAGGGUUUGACCAAGACUGUGUGUGAACAAGUGGAGCAGCAAGACAAGGAUAUCAAACUAAUACAUAUACCAGAGAAGACGGGAGCGCCGCUUGAGCUAGUGACAUCAGCAGUCACAGCCCGCAGCUUUACGGUUUCAUGGACCCACGCCCCUGGAAAUGUGGAGAAAUACAGAGUGCUUUAUUAUUCUGCUAGCAGAGGAGAACCACUGGAGGUGGUAGUGGACGGCAGUGAGACUUCAGUGGUGUUACAGCAUCUCCACUCUCUCACUGAGUACCGGCUGGCUGUGUUUGCUGUGUACGCAAACGAGGCAAGUGAAGCUCUCAGAGGAUCAGAAACAACCCUGGCCCUUCCCACAGUGACGACCCUUCACCUAUUAGAUGUGACUCACAGCACCAUGAAAGCGAGAUGGGACAGUGUGGAUGGAGUUUCUGGCUACAUGCUGCUGUAUGCACCGCUUACAGAUGAUGGAGACUUAGACGAGAAGGAGGUCAAGGUGUCGGAUGCAGUGACAGAGCUGGAGCUGGAUGGAUUGACCCCUCACACUGAAUACACCGUCACUGUUUAUGCCAUGUAUGGGGAGGAGUCUAGCGACCCCAUUACAAACCAGAAAUCUACAUUACCUCUGAGUCCCCCCGGCAACCUCCAGUUCUCUGACAUCACUCACAACUCCGCCCACAUCAGCUGGGACCCCGUGCCCAGAGAAGUUAAAGGUUACCGCAUCAUGUGGGUCAAGACAGAUGGACUAGUCACGAAGGAGGUGGAGGUGGGUCCAGAUAACUCAUAUGACCUCAGUGAGUUGACGUCUCUGAUGGAGUACUCGGUGGCCAUCUUUGCCCUGUACAAUGAGGGCCAAUCUGAGGCACUCACAGACGGAUUCACAACCACUCCAGUUCCUGGUCCUUUGCAUCUACGCUCCAAUAAUGUCGGCACAGACAGCUUCCAGGUCAGCUGGGAUCACUCGGCCAAUGACAUCAUCCUCUACAGACUCUCCUGGGCACCGUUCACAGGUGGCGACACAAAGGAGGUGAUCUUGAGUGGGAUCGAUAACAGAAACACCCUGACUGGUCUGAGUCCAUCGACUGAGUACGAAGUUAUGUUGACGGCUGUAUUCAAAGAUGAAUCCGAGAGUGAUACCGUUUCUGUUAUAGAGACCACAUUGGCCGAGACGACAACGAUUGCUACCACAACCACAGGUGUCACAGUGGCACGUCUGGCUGUGAGAAACCUUCUGCUGAGUGACGAGACCACCCAGAGCAUGGUGGCAUCAUGGAAGCUCGAAGACCCCCACGUGGAAAGCUACAGGGUCUCCUACGCCGGCCUCAGGGGCAACCAUCAAGAGGAGUCUGUGUUAGUUCCUGGUGUUCAGAUGAGAGCAGUGCUUCAGCCUUUACUAUCAGACACCCAGUACAAAGUGACAGUCACACCGGUGUACACCAAUGGACAAGACGGCAUCUGUGUCUCUGUUCUGGGUGCCACAUUGCCCCUCCUGUCUCCUGGAAACGUACUUGUGUCAGAAGAGUGGUACAAUCGCUUCAGGGUAACCUGGGAUCCACCUCAGUCGCCUACAAUGGGUUACAGGAUUGUAUACCAGCCCAUCUAUGUUCCAGGACCAGUUUUGGAGACGACUGUCGGUGAAGAUGUGAACUCCAUGCUGCUUCUGAAUCUACUAAGUGGGACGGAGUACAGUGUUCAAUUGACGGCUUCCUACCCUACAGGACAAAGUGAACCGCUGCUAGUGAAUGCCAAGACAUUGUUCCUCGGUGUCUCUGGUUUGUCGACCUACCAGGUACGUCCCAACAGCCUUUGCGUCCAAUGGCAGCCCCUUCUACGUGCCACGUUGUACAGAGUCUCCAUACAGUCUACACUCAAUGGUCAGAGACAGGAAGUGAGCCUGGGAGAUGGUGCAUCCCGACAGUGCUUCUAUGACCUCACUCCCAGCAGCCAGUACCAGAUCAGCCUUCACACCCAGAUGCAGGAAAUGGAAGGACCUUCUGUUUCCAUCACUGACAUGACGCUGCCAGCGCCCACUCAAGCUCCGACUGAACUCCCCACCACAGAGCCCCCUCCCACCAUCCCACCUGCUAAAGAAGUGUGUAAGGAGGCCAAGGCUGACCUGGCAUUCCUGGUCGACGGUUCCUGGUCCAUCGGAGACGACAACUUCAUGAAGAUCACACGUUUCCUGUACAGCACCAUGGGGUCACUGGAUCUGAUUGGACCAGACGGUACCCAGGUGGCCAUCGCUCAGUUCAGCGACGAUGCCCGGACAGAAUUCCAGCUGAGCUCCCAUGGCAGCAAGGAAGCGCUGUUGGAAGCUAUCCAGAGGAUCAGAUACAAGGGAGGAAACACCAAGACAGGUCGGGCCAUCCAGCAUGUGAAGGAGUCUAUUUUCACCCCAGAGGCCGGAGCUAGAAGGGGCGUUCCUAAAGUCCUAGUUGUUCUCACUGAUGGACGUUCCCAAGAUGAUGUCAACAAAGUGUCCAAGGAGAUGCAGAUGGAUGGCUAUAUCAUCUUUGCCAUUGGCUUUGCGGACGCCGACUAUGGGGAGCUGGUGAAUAUUGCCAGCAAGCCCAGUGAUAGACAUGUCUUCUUUGUGGAUGAUCUGGAUGCUGUGAAGAAAAUAGAAGAACAGCUUAUUACUUUUGUCUGUGAGGCUGCCACUGCCACUUGUCCAUCUGUUUUGAUGAGUGGUAACACGAUGGCAGGUUUCCAUAUGAUGGAGAAAUUUGGCCUCGUAGAGAAGGAGUACAGCACCAUACCUGGAGUUUCUCUGGAGCCGGGUUCAUUCAACAGCUUCCCCUGUUACAGAUUACACCGUGACGCCCUGGUGUCACAGCCCACCAAGUACCUUCAUCCUGAAGGUUUACCCUCUGAUUACACCAUAUCUAUGAUGCUCCGCCUACUUCCUGAGACCCCGCAGGAGCCUUUUGCACUGUGGGAAAUCCUCCACAAGGACAACGAGCCAUUGGUCGGACUAAUCCUGGACAACUCUGGAAAGACUUUGACGUUCUUCAACUAUGACUACAAAGGAGACUUCCAGACCGUCACUUUUCAAGGAACUGAAAUCAAAAAAAUCUUCCAUGGCAGCUUCCACAAGCUCCAUGUAACCAUCAGCAAGACGUCUGUGAAGGUGGUGUUAGAUUGUUCUGUGGUUGGGGAGAAAUCCGUCAAUGCUGCCGGUAACAUCACCACAGAUGGAGUCGAGAUCCUCGGAAGGAUGAUUCAGUCCAGAGGCAGACGGGACAACUCUGCUCCAUUCCAGCUCCAGAUGUUUGACAUCAUCUGCAGCACAUCCUGGGCCAGCAGAGAUAAGUGUUGCGAGCUGCCGGCAUUGAGAGUUGAGGAGCAGUGCCCCUCCAUGCCUCAUGCCUGUACCUGCUCCCAGGACAGCAAAGGACCUCCAGGACCUUCCGGACCCCCUGGUGGUCCAGGCAUAAGGGGAGCCAGAGGAGACCGAGGAGAGCCAGGAGUGACGGGACCCCAAGGGUCAGUAGGAGAGAUUGGCCCUUCUGGACCUUCAGGACCACCUGGUCCUCAGGGACCCAGUGGUCUCUCUAUUCAGGGACCCCCGGGUGCUGCUGGGGAAAAGGGAGAGAGAGGAGAGAUUGGUUCAGCCGGACAAAUGGGUGUUCCUGGAAGCUCGGGCUCCCCUGGUAGAGACGGCCCCCCAGGAGCAAGGGGUCUGCCGGGUAAUAAUGGACCACAGGGAAGACGAGGGCCUACUGGACCUGUUGGAGCCCCAGGAGGACCAGGAGCUCUAGGACCUGCUGGGUCAGCAGGGCUUCAAGGAGAUCAAGGACUUCCUGGUCCUGGUGGUACCAAAGGUGAUAAGGGAGAAAGAGGUGAUGUGCAAACCCAAGCAGCUGUGCGUGCCAUCGCACGACAAGUGUGUGAGCAGCUCAUCCAGAGCCACUUGUCUCGCUAUAACUCCAUACUGAACCAGAUCCCCGUCCAGUCAGCAGUGUCAGUCCGAACAGUACCCGGACCACCCGGAGAGCCAGGUAGGAGAGGCCUCCCAGGAGCUCAGGGAGAGCAAGGGCCAUCUGGUAGGCCAGGCUUCCCCGGCACCAGCGGCCAGAACGGACGACCGGGAGAGAGAGGUCUUUUGGGAGAGAAGGGAGAGAGAGGGAGUCCAGGAGUUGGAAGUCAGGGGCCUCGAGGACAAUCCGGACCUCCAGGCCUGCCAGGUGAAGGACGGAUAGGCAGCCAGGGGCCCCCUGGUCGGCCUGGUAAUCCGGGGACACCGGGGAGGUCAGGGAAUCCAGGUGCCACAGGACCAGCCGGCCCGCCAGGAUACUGUGACCAGAACUCCUGUCAGGGGUACAACGUCGGAGAUCAACAGGACUAUGGGAAUGAUUACUGAGGAACAUUCUUCAA